CUCUCUGUCUCUCUCUCAUCCAUUCCCUCGCUCUCUCUUGGGAGGCGCCCCAGAGCUCCUGAAGAGUUGUUACGAAUUGAAAAGCACACUUUUCAAGCACGCUUUUCAACCCACACUUGCUUUUCACCGAGUAGAACCUGACAGCCUCAAAUCAACCAAGACCUCAGGGAUCUGUACUGGACAUCUCGCAGUGGCGUCAUGUUGGUCCGGAGCAAGAAACCCACCCCCGUGCACAAUGAACAGCGACCGAUAGAAUCCAAGACGCAAGAUCCUCUGAGGAAUUUGGGGGUACUGGAUGACGAGGACGUUCUCACGAUGAUGCAAGGCUCCAACAUGACGAAGGUGCGCUCCCAGAGGUGGCAGAAGAGCCGUAGCCUGAGGCUGCUGGAGGACGGGGUCACGGUGUUUGUCGAGUCCACCAAGAGCUCCAGGAAGGCCAAGGCCCAGCAGACGUUCUCGGUGACGGAAGUGGAAUGUGUGCGUGAGGGCUGUCAGUCUGAGGCUUUGCGGAGGCUGUCUGGUUCGGUGCCAGAGAGCCAGUGCUUCACCUUGAUCUUCAAAGGAGCCAGGAAGAGUCUGGACCUGCGGUGUCUCUGUGAGGAGGAGGCCCGUCGCUGGGUCCGGGGGAUCCGCACCUUGAAGGAGCGGGUGUCCAACAUGACACAGAAGGAGAAACUGGACCACUGGAUCCGUGGGUACCUGAGGCGGGCAGAUCAAAACCAGGAUGGAAAGAUGAGCUACGAUGAGGUCAAAACACUGCUCCAGAUGAUCAACAUAGACCUGAGUGAACAGUAUGCCCUCUCCUUAUUCAAGAAGUGCGACCGGUCAUGCGAUGGUCGUCUCGACCACGUGGAAAUCGAGGAGUUCUGCCGGGAGCUGAUGCGGCGGCCAGAGCUGGACUCUGUGUUCAGACACUACUCAGGGAACGGCUAUAUGCUCUCCACUGCAGAGCUGAGGGAUUUUCUGGGAGACCAAGGAGAGGAUGCUUCAUUGGUCCAUGCUAAGAGCCUCAUAUUGACCUAUGAGCUCAACGAUUGGGCCCAGAAUAACCAGUUGAUGACUCAGAAUGGCUUCACCAUGUAUAUGCUGUCCAAGGAAAAUGAUGUGUUCAACCCUGACCAUGCCAGAGUCUAUCAGAAUAUGACCCAUCCUAUGGCACAUUAUUUUAUCUCCACCUCUCACAACACAUACCUCACCAAGGACCAGGUGACAGGUGACAGCAGCACAGAGCCAUACAUCAGAGCCCUAAAUCAAGGCUGUCGUUGUGUUGAGCUGGACUGCUGGGACGGUGACAAAGGAGAGCCGGUUAUCUACCACGGACACACGUUAACCUCGAAAGUGCCUUUUAAGAUGGUGAUAGAGACUAUAGCCCAGUACGCCUUUAAGGCCUCCCCCUAUCCUCUCAUCCUUUCCCUGGAGAACCACUGUUCUGUGGAGCAGCAGUUGGUUAUGGCUCGACACCUGCGCACCAUUUUGGGCAGACAUCUGCUUUCCAAGCCCCUCAGUGACCUGCCCCUGGAGGACCUGCCCUCUCCUGAGGAGCUUAAAUGUCGGAUUCUGAUCAAAGGGAAGAAAGAUACCCCUCACUUGGGACAGCUGGGGAAGACCAGCAGUUCGGCCAGCUUCUCUUCCAGCUCUGAGGAAGAACCUGCUGGCAGCAACAAGAAGGACCCUUCGAAGGCCAUGUCCUCUAAGAUGAGCCCGGAGCUGUCUGCCCUGGUGGUAUACUGCAGGAGUGUCUCAUUCCGUGGGUUUGAUCACUCAGCCCAGAAAUCACCCAAUGAGAUGUCCUCGUUCUCCGAGAGUGAGGCUCUGAAAUACAUCAAAGACUCAGGAAAACUGUUUGUCAGACACAACACCAGACAGCUGAGCCGGAUCUACCCCUCUGGCCAGCGCCUCCAAUCAUCCAACUACGACCCCCAGGAGAUGUGGAAUGGUGGUUGCCAGUUGGUGGCCCUGAAUUUCCAGACUCCCGGGGAGCAAAUGGACCUAAACCAGGGUCGCUUUCUGCCUAAUGGCCGGUGUGGUUACGUCCUCAAACCCAGCUUCCUGUGCAGCCCCACAACAACUUUCAACCCAGAAAUCACUGGAGGCGGCCCGGGACACAUCCCUACCCAGCUGACCAUACGGGUUAUAUCUGCACAGCAGCUACCUAAAAUCAACACCGACAAAGCCAGCUCUAUUGUGGACCCACAGGUGUGGGUGGAAAUUCAUGGCGUGGCCAUUGAUAAUGCUAGAGACAAAACCCAACGCAUUGACAACAAUGGAUUCAACCCUCGCUGGGACUGCACUCUGAGUUUCCAGCUGCAGGUCCCUGACCUGGCCCUGGUACGCUUCGUAGUGGAGGACCACGACCAUACAGGCAGAAACGACUUUGUGGGCCAGUUAACCUUGCCUUUCACCAGUCUCCGCACAGGUUAUCGCCAUGUCCACCUGCUUAAGGCAGAUGGCUCCAGUCUGUCCCCUGCCACCCUCUUCAUACACGUAAAGGUGUCCCGCAAAGGAGUCCCCAUCAAAAGCGUGUCUGAGCGUAUGGCUAUGGCCAAAGGCAAAGCAUGAGUGUGCUUCACCUGAAUUAGGGUUUUGGUUCACAGCCAACUGGUUCUAAAGAAGAUGACAAUCCUUCACAGGUGACAGGGGCCUGCUGCCACUUGUAGCCCAGUACUUACGUAAUGCACUCAAUCACAAGCCACUCCUGAUUCACAAAAUGGCCACUCCUCCUUCGAGAAAUGUUUAGGAAAUGUGUGUCUCAUUGUGGGAGUAUUCUGUUGCUUGAUGUCAGUGCUAUAUCAGUUGCUAAAUAUGACUGACUAAAGUAUUUCUUUUAUUAAGUGAAGACAUUUGACUUUUUACAACUAUUGAUACCUUUUAAUAUAAUUGAUGUACCUUUUAAUUUAUUAUUACUGAAAGCUCUUACAGUUCUCUAGUUAAGAAGUGUCAUGUUUAGUCAAGAGUCAUGAUUGAGUAAUCUAUGUUUAUGAUAUGUAAUGAUAGCGAGAUUGGUGUUGAUAAUAAUCUGAACUGACAUAGAACUUGUGAUUUAUAACUAAACUGUUACCAUUGUAUUGAAUACAACAAACACCAUUUUUGUUUAAAACUUUCAAUAGGGUCUCAUCUAUUUCUAAAUAAAUACAUGUAAUAAUGUAGUAAUGUACUGCAAUGUAGCCGAAGUCCAGUUUUGCAUGUUAGACCAAGUGUUACAUUAGUUGGAAAGUCUUAGAGGUAGUGUAUUAAAUCAUCAAUGUGUGAGCAUCCUUUUCUAUUUUUUUAAUUUUAUGAUGAACCCUAACCCAAGGUCAUUUUUAUAAAAUUGUUUUCCCUUGCUUUUUAUUGUAAUCUAGGUAAGCUAACCAUUUUAACUUGAAAAAGCUGCUUGUUUGUUGCUACUCUCGUGUAUAUUGCCUGCUGACCAUUUUGUCCUCUUUCACCCACAUUCUGUAGGUAUUGAACCUACAGAAUGCUCGGUAAGCAUUGGAAAUCUAGGUCAAUGUCAAAUCCAACCAAGCGCUUCUUAGCCCUAACACCACUGAGUUAAGUCCUCUCCAUCAAUAGAUGGUAUUUUACUGUUUUGUUGUAUAGCAAUAACGUGCCAAUACAGUAUUUAUUUUCCCAUGACUUAUGUGUAACUGGUGUGUAUCGACAGAAGAUGUUAACGAAAAUGAGAGGCAAGCUUGUUCAUGUUUUUAAUAAAAAUGAAUGUUCUAAA
Molecule: messenger RNA, 3706 nt
Organism: Hypomesus transpacificus
Lineage: Eukaryota; Metazoa; Chordata; Actinopteri; Osmeriformes; Osmeridae
Gene: plcd3a
Product: phospholipase C, delta 3a
Biological process (GO): lipid metabolic process; intracellular signal transduction
Molecular function (GO): phosphatidylinositol-4,5-bisphosphate phospholipase C activity; calcium ion binding
Source: RefSeq, a predicted model, not a curated record